Messenger RNA from Megalobrama amblycephala (Wuchang bream), 1785 nucleotides. It is a transcript of the gene aspscr1, whose product is annotated as ASPSCR1 tether for SLC2A4, UBX domain containing. The transcript has 13 exons. The coding region runs from base 16 to 1671 and encodes 551 amino acids. The record is from RefSeq and is a predicted model, not a curated record. Gene Ontology annotation, molecular function: protein binding. Lineage: Eukaryota; Metazoa; Chordata; Actinopteri; Cypriniformes; Xenocyprididae.
UAAUCCAUUUUAAAAAUGUCAGUAGACGUUUCACAACAGAUUUUGGCCAAGACUUCUGAUGUUUUCUGUUCAUCCUGUGUGGUUCAGGUGCGGAUCGCCCUGCAGAUGGAGGACGGCUCUCGUCUUCAGGACUCUUUCUCUAGUGGACAGACAUUAUGGGAUCUACUGACCCACUUUCCUCAAACCAGGACGUCUGAUCUGGAGGCGUCUGGACCCACACCAGUGUGUGUUUACAUGAGAGACGAGAUCAGCGGUGAGGAAGUGCUGAAGAAGACGACUCUAAAGUCUCUGGGCCUCACGGGAGGAAGUGCCAUCAUACGAUAUGUGCUGAAAGGCUCCAGCUCCUCAUGUCCUGCUGCGGACAUGGAUGCGGUCAAGACAACCAUAUCACAUCCGCCUCCACCAGAACCAUCAGCCCCUGCUCCCAUGAAAACCCCAGCUCCGCCCACUGAGGUCGCCGCCCCAUUGAACCAUCACCCUGUCAAACAGGAAGAGGAGGAGCCGAACACGAGCCAAGAGCAAGCAGUGCGGCCUAAAACUAAAGCCGCUGGUGAGCCGCAGGAGUCUCAGAUAAUGAUAAAAGAGGAUGACGAGCGACCGGGGACGUCCCAACAGUGCCAUGGCUCCGCCCCCUCAGCCACGCCCACUAACUUUGUGCCAUUUGCGGGAAGCGGACAGCGUCUGGGAGGACCUUCGGCCACUGGAUUGAAGGGUUCGACCUCGUGGUCAUCAUGUGUGUCCGGCAGCCCUCCCAAAGCCAAAAAACCCAAACCCAGCGGUGAAAUCAAGAGAUCAGUCAGUGCCAAACAAGCGACGAGGGCUGAAGAGGAAGCGGAUGAAUAUCUGGAGCCGGUUGACAGGGAGCCACUGAUCUUCCAUCUGGAUUCAGGAGCCCGUCGCCAUGACGACAUAGAACUUCCUGACGAGUUUUUUGAGGUCACCGUGGACGACAUCCGGAAGAGAUUCGCCCAGCUAAAGAGCGAGAGGAGGUCGUUUGAGGAAGCUCCUCUCAUGACGAAAUCUCUCCGAGAGUCUCAGAUGAAGGAGAAGUUGGACAGGUAUCCAAAGGUGGCGCUGAGGGUCCAGUUUCCAGACCGCCAGGUUCUUCAGGGCUUCUUCAGGCCUCUGGAAACAGUUGGUGCUCUGAGAAGUUUCGUCAGAUCUCACCUGCAGGACCAACAACUGCAGUUUUACCUGUGUGAGUUUCACCACACACAAACACACACACACACAAACAAACACACACACAGACUCAUGAUAUGUGUGUUUUAUCUGUGUAUUUUUUACUUUCUAGUUGUUGCUCCACCCAAAACCAUCCUUGACGAUCCAAGUGUCACUCUAUUCCAGGCGAAUCUCUUCCCUGCUGCUCUCGUGUACUUUGGCUCAGACGUGACGACAGAUUGUUACUUGCGCUCUGAUCUUCUGGACGUCAGUGUCUCCGCCCUACAGGCAGAUGAGCUCAUUGCAGGCUGUAUGCCGCGCUCUCCUCCUCCACUCUCCUCAUCCGCUCCCGCUGAACACAUCCCGCCGUCGGCUCCCGAGUCAUGUGAUUCCUCCGGCCAGCGGGCGGCGACAGAGGAUGGCUGUGACUCUCAGGCGCCGGCCCCCAGACCCGUGAGGAACGACCCCGGGAAAGUGCCGAAGUGGCUCAAACUGCCAGGUAAGAAGUGACGUUUGACCAGCACAGGAAGACAAGAGCGUUUGGAUUCUCCAGCUACAAUAGUUCAAUAGUUUAACAAUAUUUCAUGCAAACCUUCAUCAAUUAAACACAAUGUUAAUUGCCAA